This is a messenger RNA of Closterium sp. Naga37s-1, 2556 nucleotides long. The record is from the annotation of a GenBank genome assembly. Lineage: Eukaryota; Viridiplantae; Streptophyta; Zygnematophyceae; Desmidiales; Closteriaceae.
AUGAAGAAUUUCCGCAAGGUCGCCUACAACUUCAAGAUGACGCUCGUCUGCGGCUUCAUCACCUUCCUCGUCUUCCGCGGCACCUUCGGCGCCGGCAAGUUCGGCACGCCGUUUCAGGAUGCCGAGAUUCUCAACCGCGAGCUCCGGUCCUUCCAAGAGAAGGGCCUCCUCAAGUCGCGGGAGAGCCAGCUGCUCUUCCUGCAGGACAAGAUGACGGACCGCAAUUCGCCGUACCGCGCCGGGCCCAACAUCACAGACUGGGACGAGCAGCGCGCGGAGCACAUAGCCUUGAAUCCCGGGUGCAACUCCACCAGUGACGGGCGGCCACGUGUCAUGAUCGUGUCGACUUCCCAGCCGAAGCCGUGCGAGCACAGCGUGGGCGACCACUUCCAGCUCUUGUUCCUUAAAUCGAAGCUGGACUAUGCGCGUACGCACGGCAUGGUGGUAUACCACCACAUGGUCCGGCUGGACAAGGAGAUGAACGGCAUGUGGGAGAAGCUGCCGCUGCUGCGCCGGCUCAUGCUCGCGCACCCCGAUAUAGAGUGGUUCUGGUGGAUCGACUCGGACUCCAUUAUAACGGACAUGAAGUUCGAGCUGCCAUGGCGCAAGUACAAGGAUGUGAGCAUGGUGGUGCCGGGGUGGGACGACCUCGUGUACAAGCACCGCGACUGGGUGGGCCUCAGCACCGGAAGCUUCCUCCUGCGCAACAACCAGUGGUCUCUUGAUCUGCUCGCCAAGUGGGCCGCCAUGGGCGCAAUUCCCCCUGCAUCACCCCCACCAUCUCCCCCUCCCCGCCCUCCCCUUUCCCCCGUUCUCCCCCUUCCACCCUUUCCCCCCCUGCAGUGGUCGCUGGAUCUGCUCGCCAAGUGGGCCGCCAUGGGCGCGAGGGGCAGAGCCAGGGAGGAGGCGGGCAGAGUGCUGACGGCGCAGCUCAAGGGCCGGCCAGAGUUUGAGGCGGACGAUCAGUCGGCGCUGGUGUGGCUGCUGGUGAGCGGGAGGGAGCGGUGGGGCAGGCACGUGCACCUGGAGAGCAAGUUCUACCUGCACGGCUACUGGGUCAACCUGGUCAACAGGUUCGAGGAGAUGAUGGAGCGGUUCCAUGCUGGCUUCGGCGACGACCGGUGGCCGUUCCAUCUCUCUUAUUCCUCCACUCGUUAUGCUCAUUUCCGCCUUCGCAAAUCCCCUCGUCUCUCCCCCAGGUUCGAGGAGAUGAUGGAGCGGUUCCAUGCUGGCUUCGGCGACGACCGGUUUGAGGAGAUGAUGGAGCGGUUCCAUGCCGGCUUCGGUGACGACCGGUGGCCGUUUGUGACCCACUUCGUGGGAUGCAAGCCGUGCGGCAGCAUGGGCGAGUACGACGCGGCCAAGUGCCUCGUGCACAUGAAGCGCGCGUUUGUGUUCGCCGACAACCAGGUGAUCAAGCCGUACGGGUUCACUCACUUGCACCUGAACAGCAGCGUUGUGGUUCCGCUGGUGAAUGUGACGACCCGGGCGUGGAUAGCUGAGACGCAUUAUGAGAGGAAGCAGCAGCAGGUGGCGGAGAAGAGGAAGAAGCAGGCUGAGGAGAAGGAGAGGUUGGAGCAAGAGGCGAAGAGAAUGGCUGAGGAGCAGGAGAAGUGGCGGGAGGAGGAGGAGACGAGGAGGAAGGAGGAGGAGGCGUGGCGGGAGAAGGAGGAUGAGAGGCAGAGGAAGAUUGAGGAGGGGAAGAGGGUGGAAGAGGCAAAGAGGGCUGCUGAGAAAGAGGCUAAGAAGAAGAAGAAGCAGGAGGGGCAGGAGGGGCAGGCAGGGAAGGUUCGGAAGGUUGCAGUGGGAGGGGCGGGACAAGGAAAGAAUGGUGCAAAGGGAGCGGCGGCUGUUACUGUGAAGAAUGUGACUGUACCGAUUGGGAAGAAGGGUAUUCCGGAGAUUAUAGUGGAUGAGGAUGAGGAGGAGGAGGAGGAUGAGGAGGAGGAGAGUGUGCAGGACAGGAGGAAGAUUGGGCUGACUAAGGCUGUUAUGAGGCAGCAGCGAGCUGCUAUGGCCCGCGCUGUGGUUGCUGCUAGCGCUGAGGACGAGGAGGAGCGGGAGGAGGAGGAGAGAGGGGGUGUGGAGAAGGGGGAUGAGAAGGGGAGUGAGAAGGGGAGUGGGGAGGGGAGUGGGGAGGGGAGUGAGGAGGAGAGUGAGGAGAGUGGAAGGGAGAAGGGGUUGGGGGUAGCAGGUGCUGGGAGGAAACCGGAGAAGGAAGAGGAGGGUGAGGAUGAGGAGGAGGCGGAAGAGGAGAGGUUGGACAGGGAGAGGGAGAGGAGAACGAGUGUGAAGCUUGAUGCUAGUGAUGAGACUAGUGCAGCAAAGGAGGGUAGUGAGGAGAAUGAGGAGGGAGAUGAGAAGGGACGUAGUGAGAAGGGUGUUGGUUUGAGAUCAGUGCUUGAGGAUAGGGAGGAGGCACAGGAGGGAGAUGGUGCAACAGCAGAGGAAGCAGAGGAGAAGGUGGGAUUGAGCAAUGAGGAGGAGAGGGGUGGUUUGAGAGGUGAGGAUGAAGGAGAGGAGAGGGGAGGUGAGGAGGUUGAUGAUGUGGAGUGA